This is a messenger RNA of Amphibalanus amphitrite, 3509 nucleotides long. Its product is annotated as zinc finger CCCH domain-containing protein 13-like. The record is from RefSeq and is a predicted model, not a curated record. The coding region runs from base 484 to 2607 and encodes 707 amino acids. The transcript has 5 exons. NCBI's taxonomy places the organism in Eukaryota, Metazoa, Arthropoda, Thecostraca, Balanomorpha, Balanidae.
UGGUGCGCGAGCCGUCAGAAGCGGUGGGUGUCGGCCGGCCGACCCGGCUGCGAGCGACACGUGCCGCUCACCUGACCUGACCUGACCUGACCUGGGUCACCGGCUGGUCCGCUGCCCGCCCAGACUGGACCUCUGGACAAGUCGAAGCUCGGAGAGUGUGACCAGGCAGAGCGCGAGACGCGAGACAGAGCAGUGUGCGCCGGUCAGCGCGGGGCCACAGUGAGGGUGCCAGACGGCGUGUGCAGCUCGCUGGCAGGACCGUGAACAGUGCCAAGUGAAUCUUGUCGGUCCCAAACCCAGCUGGCCUGAACCAAGGACUACCACUCGCCGGGCAAGUCUCACCACCUACCCGCGCGCGUGUUGAUUUCCUUGACUCCGGGUCACAGUCCGACCUUGGCUGGGCGGCGCGGCGCGCGCGGAAGUGUGGGGUACCUGAGCGGGUUCCCAGCCGGGUCAGGGGGCGGGUCGCGCGGAGCCUCAGCCAUGGCUCUCCGCCAGGGCCGCCGAGAGGAUGUGGAGCGCGCCGCCUACUACGUGUGGUUUCUGGGCGCGGAGGAGAGCCGCGGCCUGCGCGGCCGCCAGUACGUGGCGCCCGUGGUGGCCGAGCUCGUGCGCAAAGAGCGCCACGUGGAGCCGUGCAAGGUGACACUGCAGGUCAGCGGCAAGGGCAUGAAGAUCGUACAGCACGCGGCGCGCGGCCGCGCCGGCCACGUCAAACACUUUGUGCCCGACCACGCGGUGACGUGCGCGGUGCGCGAGCCGGCGCCGGACGAUGACAUCGUGAGCUGCAUCCUGCUGGUGUUCAACCCGGUCACCAAGUGUCCGGUGCACGUGCACACGUACCGCUGCGACACGCCCGAGACGGCGCAGAUGCUGGAGGCGCAGCUGCAGACGCUGGCCGGCAGACCGGAGAACAAGGCGCGCAUCCAGCAGAUCGAGGCGCGGCUGGUGGAGCGCGGGCUGCUGGCGGCCCCUCCGCCGCCGCAGCAGCAGCCGGGGGGCUCAGUCAGGCAGAAGUCGAGCCGGUCCGGCUCCGGGCGUCACGAGCCGGGCUCCAAGGCGGGCUACCAGGAGGACUCGAGCGGGAUCGGCUCGGACGACACGGCCAGCCCCGACCACCGCGAGCGAACCUCGUCAGAUGAGGAGGAGGAGUGGGAGGAGACUAGAGCCAGUUCGGAGGACCUCCUGCAGGAUUCCAGCUCGCGGUGGAGGCAAAACAGGAGUAUCUCUCAGCUGGAUGUGCGGGAGUCUGGUGGCCGCCACAGUCCGGACCCAGAGGACCACAUCACGUCGGGAGUAUCGUCCUCACGACGGUCGGCCAGCCAGCGGCAGAGGUCCCCUCCGUCGGCCGUGCCGCCGGGUAGGGUGGAGUGGAGUCGUGGUCUCAGCUCGCCCCACGACGAGGACGAGGACGAGGACGCUCCACCACCUCCGCCGCAGCGACCGCCACCAGAGCUGGUGCCGGAGGCUCCCAGAGCGCACCACCCGGACUACUCUCGCAGCUGGCGUCACUCUCGGCCUCACCCGGAGGGUGGUCGGGGAAUAUACGAGGAGCGCAGUCGGUACCGUCCGCGCGAGGAGGGUCGGAGUCGGUCCGGGGGCGGCCACCGCCGACCCGACGAGCCUCUACCCGUGCCACCAGGCGGUGAACCUCGCCCUGAGGAGCUGCUCUCUCGCGUUGACCGCUGGGUGCUCAGCUCCGUCGCUGUGGCCGAGACGGCCGCGCCGGGAGUGCGCCGACGUCACAGCGGCCGGCAGCACGCCGAGAGGCGCGUCCGGUCACCCUCAGAGGACCCCGCCGGACGGCUCACCAAGUCGCGCUCUACCGACACCUUCCUCGAGCACGACGUGAUGAGGGAGCCGUGGCGCCGCCCGCCGGCCGCUCAUGUGGCUGAGGAGAUGAGACGCCAGUCGGUGGCGCGAGACGAGCCCGUACAGAGGUCGCGCUCGUCGGCUCAUGUGGGCGAGGAGGCGCGGCGAUCGGCGCCUAGAGAGGAGACGGUACAGCGGUGCCGCUCGUCUCCGCAGGUUACCGAGGACAUGAGACGUCGCCUGGCUGCCAGAGAGGCCAGAGAAGCUAGAGAUGCAAGAGAAGCGAGGGAUCUACGAGAUAUCAGAGAAGUGAGGGACGUUAGAGAAGCCAGAGGGCUGCGAGAGGCCAGGGAGGAGAGGGAUGCGACCAGGGAUCUGCGGGAGAUUCGGGAGUCUCCCCGACCCCGGCGUGGCAUGCAGCGGUGCCGCUCCAGCACCAGCCUGCUGGACCAGCGGAGUCCGGACCGGGCGCGCCUCCCGGAGUCGGCCGGCGGCUGGCGCGGCGACCACACGCGCCGCUGGGGCACCCUGGACCGUGACCUGCGCGAGAGGCCCAGCUCUCGGCGGCGGGAGCAGAGCCGCGACUCCGAGCUGCGCUACCAGGUGGCGCGCGAGCUGCGGCCGACAGAGGGCAGCGCGCGCAGCCGCGGCCCGCGCGCCGGCAGCCGCACUCCCGACUCGGAGCUGUGGAUGAGCGGCGCUGACAGCAGGGGGCGCUCGCGGUACAGCGUGGCCGACCCCAGAGGAGUGCGAGAGUACGACUAUCGGCCCAGUCUGAUAGCUCAGCCCUACUAGCCGCCAUCUGGCUGGGGGUGGGGUACUGAAGGUUGUGCUGAGGGUCUGUCAGAUGGAGCGCACAUUGUGCAGCGUGCCGCUGAAUAAACGGGAUGGUGAGCCGGUGGAGGUGAUAGGUGAUGUAAGGAUAUCGAUCGCCAUGUCACCUGCUGGUAGAAUAGAGAACUAGAGCUAUAAGGUGGACCAAAGGUCCGAGAGGGGACGAUAUUUGCUGGCACUGGGUGAUCGGAGUCGUAUGGUGCUUGGCGAAAUAUGACCGAAGGAGCGCUCACCAAUUUGUGAUGUGAUAUAAUUCACUUAGGUUAAGCAAUUAAGCAUACUCCAGUGAAAUUGUGAGCAAGACAGUCUUGCCAACUAACUGGACGUCUAUCCAUAGGUAUCCGAGAGAUUAAUAGUCCUCCAAAUCUGCAAGAUUUGGAACAAGGUGUCGAAUGCAGUGGACAAGGUGUCAAGUGUUCAUUUGAAACUUAUUCUGAUGCGUGUUUUCGGCAUUACCCGCUAUCUGACUGUAUGCCUGCAAUCGGGGUGUCGCCGGCGAAAGUCAUGUCAGAUUUGAGACACCAUAAGGUUUUGCAAUCAUGUGACAAAAAUCUUAUUGCGUGUCUACAACCAGCCAAACGUGACAGUAAUUGGUCUCGACGUCACGUUUCACGCGGCGGAUAAAAGUGUGACUUUUACAAGCUCUUCCCGUUUUUGUGCCAGAAAAGAAUAAUUCAUUGGCCUUGAGUUGUUUUUCCUCUUCUACCCGCACUCCGUUUGCCAUGUGUAAGCGAUUGGUCGUCGCUACUCUGUGUCCUGAGGCGCUUUUACGCAUAAUUUUGUCUUUCCGCCGCGUUCAAGCAAUGCGUUGAGCCUAAAUGUAGUGAUAGUUCGUGUACUUACAAAUACACUGGAGCUCUAUC